AUGCUCCACGGAGUUGGAUUGUUUAGUCGCGACCAAACAAAAACUUUGGAAAAAUUAGAACCCAUGUACAACCAAGCUAUACGUUGCAUCAGCGGCAGUUUUAAGAGUAGCCCUAUCCCCUCACUGAUGGCCGAAAGCGGCCAGCUACCGUUCAACUACAUACUCACAAAAGCUGUGUCUAUCAAGACCAUUCGAUGGUUGUCGCUGGAUCGGGAUCAGGAUAUUCCCAUGGUUCGUCGUGCCCAAACAUUCCUUAACAAAAUCCACGCAUCGAUACCCCCCAUCAGUCCACGAUACGACCCGAGAUUGCUCAAAUGGAAUGCAGGAACUCCUAAAGUAGACCUUUCCCUGCUUUCCAAAAUAAGGGCUGGCACAAACCCAGCGACGGUGUUGCCACAAUUCUACCAUCUUACUGAAAGCAAAUAUAAGAACGUUCCAAGAUUUUACACCGAUGGUUCGAAGACACCCGAUGGCAAAGUUGGGUGUGGUAUAACUGGUGAAAAUGUAAAUUUGGCACUGUCCCUGCCAUCUUUUUGCACCGUCUUCAGCUCCGAAGGACUAAACUGUUGUCCACCCACAGGAUCCGUUAUCUUUUCGGAUUCUGCCAGCGCAUUGAAAGCCGUAUCUGCAGAAAAUAUAAAGCACCCUUGGAUAGCUCAACUCUCAGAAGUCGCCAUCCAAAAAAAGAUAACCCUAUGCUGGAUUCCUGGACACUCUAAAAUUCCUGGCAAUGAGCAAGCUGAUCACCUUGCCUCGGCUGGAAGUCAACCCAACCCUCCAAUCCAACAAAUACCCGCUCCUGACGCCGUUCAAUGGGUAAAAAGACAUAUCAACAUAUCAUGGUCCCAGGUGUGGAACAACUUAUCUCAAAAUAAACUUAGGGAGAUAAAAAACACCACAGAAAGUUGA
Uranotaenia lowii is the source of this 909-nucleotide messenger RNA. RefSeq lists its product as uncharacterized. The record is from RefSeq and is a predicted model, not a curated record. The coding region runs from base 1 to 909 and encodes 302 amino acids. Gene Ontology annotation, molecular function: nucleic acid binding; RNA-DNA hybrid ribonuclease activity. Lineage: Eukaryota; Metazoa; Arthropoda; Insecta; Diptera; Culicidae. The transcript has a single exon.